This is a messenger RNA of Naegleria gruberi, 789 nucleotides long. RefSeq lists its product as uncharacterized. The transcript is spliced from 2 exons. The coding region runs from base 1 to 789 and encodes 262 amino acids. Lineage: Eukaryota; Heterolobosea; Eutetramitea; Acrasida; Naegleriidae. The record is from RefSeq and is a predicted model, not a curated record.
AUGGCAGAAAAUACACUGGUUUUAUGUGAAGAAGACUAUUCUUUAACUAAACAACAAUUUGCUGAAAAUGAAUUCGAAGAAACAAAUUUAAAUUGUGAACAGAAACUAGACGAAAGUGAUGAUGAUCAGUAUAUGGCUCAUUCACCCAAUACUAAACCAACAACAGAAACAAAAUUGGAAGAUAUCGCUGUAGGUGAUGUUGAAAAUUCCAACCAUUUUCGUGUGAAAGCACGAUCAUUAUCAAUAACAUCAAUAGUUGCAGUGAUAAUAAUCAUGGGAUUGGUAUUUAUUCGAAUCGAGAAUGAAAAAAACACUACUCAUGUCAACAACUUGUUGGAAGAAGCCAGAAACGAAAUUUCCAAAUUAAAACACGAUAUGAAGAUGACACUGGAGGAAAAGAACAACCUUAAAGAACAAUUUUACAAAGUGGCUCUCCAGGUUUUACAUUUAGAACAGAAAGAACAAGAAUCGUCCGUAAAGCUUUCGUCUAUUCAAAAGCAAAACGAGAAAAUCAUUUCAACCUUGGAAGAACAACCCAAAUCAGACUUGAUAAAUGGUUCAGAUUUGAAGAGACAGCUUUCUGCGUUCCAAGAAUCAAUUAUCAAAUUCGAAAAGAUAAUCGAAGAAAAGAAUGAGGAAAUUCAAAACUUGAACUUUGAAAUCUCUAAAAAUUCAAUUGCUAUUGAAAAAUUGACUGAUAGUAAUAUAGGUUUAAAGAAGGAAAUUGUAAAUCUGCCCCAACUCUCGCUGAAGAAGGAAGAAUUAAUUGAAGAAAAUCAAGGUUAUUGA